Molecule: messenger RNA, 2825 nt
Organism: Oryzias latipes (Japanese medaka)
Lineage: Eukaryota; Metazoa; Chordata; Actinopteri; Beloniformes; Adrianichthyidae
Gene: pcyt1aa
Product: phosphate cytidylyltransferase 1A, choline a
Biological process (GO): CDP-choline pathway
Cellular component (GO): endoplasmic reticulum
Molecular function (GO): phosphatidylcholine binding; choline-phosphate cytidylyltransferase activity
Source: RefSeq, a predicted model, not a curated record
CUGUUAUGAAGUUCUGUAGUUCCCAAUUUUUUGACCUGUCAGCAUUGUAGUACCAUCUGUCGCUGCAAAUACAUCGUUUCGUUUUACGUUAUAUUCACAUUUUUAUCUGUGCUAUCGAUGGUAAAAAUAUUUUGGCGCUAAUGUUCUGGAAGUUGUUUCUGCAUUCCGUUAUAGUCAUGGUAGAUGAACAGAUUGCUAACGGCUAAAAUUAGCUAACAAGCCGCCUUAACUUCACAGCCAGCUAGCAUCCAAGCCUACUUAGCAGUACUAGCUUAGUCUGCUGACAGGACGAGUGUUGGAAUCCGCCCACCACUCCAGAGCAGAGUCCCGGACAGAAGACAAAACGACAGAUGGAGGCCCAAAGCUCCUGUGACCUGCUGCUGUCCAGGAAGAGAAAAAAAGAGGACUCCAAUGGAGAGACCGAUGAAGGAGAAAGACCAGGGAAAAUCCCCAGAUGCACUGUGGGAUUAAGAAACCCAGCGCCUUUCGCAGAUGAAAUCAAGCCCGAUGGGAAACCCUAUAAGAGAGUCACCAUGGAGGAGGCAAAGAGGGGAACACCUCCUGACAGACCCGUUCGUGUCUACGCAGACGGCAUCUUUGAUGUUUUCCACUCGGGUCACGCCAGAGCGCUCAUGCAGGCUAAACGCCUCUUUCCAAACACGCAUCUGAUUGUUGGAGUGUGCAGCGAUGACCUCACCCACAAAUACAAGGGCUUCACCGUGAUGAACGAAGACGAACGCUAUGACGCCAUCACACACUGCCGCUACGUGGACGAGGUGGUGCGGAAUGCUCCAUGGACGCUAACGCCAGAGUUUCUAGCAAAACACAGAAUCGACUUUGUGGCCCAUGACGACAUCCCAUACUCAUCGGCAGGAAGUGACGACGUAUACAAGCACAUUAAAGAUGCAGGUAUGUUCGCUCCCACCCAGCGGACAGAAGGCAUCUCCACCUCGGACAUCAUCACCCGCAUCGUUCGGGACUAUGACGUGUACGUGAGGCGCAACCUGCAGAGAGGCUACACGGCCAAAGAACUCAACGUCAGCUUCAUCAAUGAGAAGAAGUAUCACCUGCAAGAGCGCGUGGACAAGGUGAAGAGGAAGGUGCGAGACGUCGAGGAGAAGAGCAAAGAGUUUGUCCAGAAAGUGGAAGAGAAAAGCAUCGACCUCAUCCAGAAGUGGGAGGAAAAAUCCCGGGAGUUCAUCGGCAACUUUUUGCAGAUGUUUGGCCCAGAAGGAGCUCUGAAGCACAUGUUGAAAGAAGGAAAAGGCCGCAUGCUGCAGGCCAUCAGCCCCCGGCAGAGCCCCAGCAGCAGCCCCACCCGCGAGGAGCGCUCGCCCUCUCCCACAUUCAGGCUUCCUUUCUUCUCCAAGGCCUCCCCGCCUCACCACAGCGGGGCCCGGGGAUACCUCGUCAGCGAGGACGACGAUGAGGACGAUGAGAGUUAGGAAACGCCUGACUUCUCAGUCUGUGGGGUCCCAGUCACAACCGGUUUUCAUCAAGGUGUUCAUUUAGUUUUAGCACCAUGUCUUGUUCAAAUGGAACGACCAGGUUCUCUAGAUCACAUAAUUUAAAAAGAAAAAGAUUUUAUUCAUUUUUUUGUGUCUUGUAAAAGUCAAGUUAACACUUACCACUAGUCACUUAAGUUCUUUAAAAGUUGCGUUCAUGUAUGUCUGCCACUUUUUGUAGGCAGUUAUUCACUGCCGUCUUGGAACUUCUUCAGGUGGAACACCAGCUCAGGUGUUCCCAUCAUGACUGGCGCUCGGCCUUUUGUUGCAGCAGUUUUAAUAGAGGUGGGGAUGGGACACUGCAGAGCAAGAAAGGGUUUGAACGAGCUCACUCAGGUGUUGGGACGCUUAAUACUUUGCUCUUCCUUUAGCUAAGAUGUUCUUAAAAACUCUGAACUCUCCAGAUUACAUGGGAUCCGCACCUGACAGCAGAAAUGUUGACUUUUGUUGUUGCAUGCAUUGUUUGUGUGCAAGCUCUCAGAGUCGAGCAUUUCCAGCUGUUGGCAUCUUUGUGUUUAAUUCUUUUAAAUUUUAUUAAAUGACAGUCUUUGAAAGACUUAAUUUCAAACAAGACGCCUUUUUUAGCGGCGUAAAAGUGAAAAGUUUUUAAAAUUAUGCACAAAAUGACUAUUUUUUGUAGUUAGUAUCCUUUUGUUUUUUUUUUCUUUGGUUAAAGCAAAAAAAUCAACACAAGACAAAAAAGCUCAAAUUUGAACUGUGAGGAUUAUGCUUCCAUAAAAGAAACAUUAAUGUGCACGAUUAAAGAACAGCACUGUACGAUUAAGUGAGCUUUUUUAACAAUGAAAAAGCGUCUGAUCUAUAAUAUUCAGAACAGGUUUGAAUGGUCAGCAUAGAGGAAUCACAUUGCUGCUGCAAUUCGGCUUCAUUUCCAGUGUGGUCUCAUAGUUUAAAAGCAUGUGUAGCUAAAGUCACCUGAUCCAAGGAUUUGAUGCUUUACUGUCAUGACUAACAAUGUUCUUGAUCAAAUUUGGACAAGUCUCUUUAUUGUAAAGCAAAGCUACAAAGAUCUCUUUCAAAGGGUUAGGAGCCAGAUGUUUCAGUGUCAGGGACUUGGAUCCAGUCUGACGUCGUCUGGAAACAGCCAUGAAUUUGGUGCUAAGCAACGUUGGGAGAGCCUGGCUUUGAUUCUCGUGGAAUCUUUUUUCCUUUUGAGUCUGUUUUCAGUGCGAGCAUGUCCUUAAAGUGCAGACUCCAAUAACAGCCCUGAGAGGCUGGCACCCAAAUGUUACCGUCUGGAAUAUUGUCUUGCAUUCUUGAUGUAGAGGAAACAAAACAAAAAAAAUAAACACUUUGACAAAA